CACGUGGUGUGUGGUGCAUAGUACACACGUGGAGAGGUGGAGAAGUGAUGGGGAAAGGCAAAAAGACGCCGUCUGGCGAGACUGUGGAGCACAGGAUUAGCUUCGAGGUGCAAGAAAAGCUCGAAGAAUUUUACACCGGCGGCCAAGUGCAGGUGUCUAAGGACGGGGAGCACUUGUUCACUAGCUGUGGCUCUGCAGUGAAGGCACUCCAUAUUGGCACUGGAGUAGUGGACCGCUGUUUUGAAGAGGAGGAAGAUACGGUCAUCUGCUUUGUGCUUAGUCCUGACUGCAAGUUCCUUGUGGUGUCAUGGAGGAGUCAACAGCUGAAGCUUUACCAGUGGAAGGUUGAGAGUGGAGAGGGAGAGGGGGAGAAGGGGGAGGAAGGGAAGGAGGAGGAAAAGACGGAGAAGAUGAAGAGAGGAAAGUGUGCGAGGAGCUGGAAACCACUGCAGGGAGCUGUUGUCGCCAUGGCAAUAGACCCCACCUCCACUCUCCUAGCUACAGGUUCGAGCAGUGGGAUAAAAGUGUGGGACUGUGUCAGACACUACUGUACCCACAACCUGCGGCCCUCUGGAGGGCUAGUGGGUCUGCUGACCUUUCACCCCGACCCCGCCCACCUCACUCUGUUCUCCUCCACCGCUGCUGACACCUCAAUAAAGGUGUGGGAUUUGAAGAGCAGCAGGUGUGUGUCGGUGAUGAGAGGCCACGUCAGUGCCGUUACUUCAGUUGCAUUUUCAAAAGACCAGCGCUUCAUGAUCAGUGGAGGGAGAGACAAGGUGUUACAUGUGUGGAGGCUCCCUCACUACUCCCUACACAAGACACUGCCUGUCUUUGAGGCAGUGGAGGGCUUGGUGAUAUUGCCAGAGAGUGGUGAGUCAAGGAGGAGUGGGAAGAAGGGGCCAGUGGAUUCUCUCACUGUAGCCACAGCUGGAGACAAAGGUGUGAUAAGAGUAUGGGACAUGGUCACUGGUACAAUGAGCCACUCUCUGGACCCCCUGCCACGCCCCCAAUCCACCAGUCACCAACUGGGCAUGACCAAAGAGAAAGACGGAGAGGGAGAGGGGGAGGAGGAAGUUCCUCAGGUGUACACAGACCUGCAGUUUAGUGGGUCCAGAGGGGAACUGGUGGGUGUGACAUAUGAUCACAGCAUCAUCUUCUACGACGUGGCCACCUUCACCAGGCAGAAACAGCUCCUGGGCUACUGUGAUGAAAUCCUGGACAUGAGAUUCCUGGGAGGCCCCGCCCCCCGACUGGCGGUGGCCACAAACAGCGAGCAGGUCAAAGUCCUCGCCCGCGGUGGCUCCCUCGACUGGCAGCUGCUUCACGGCCACAGCCGCGUCGUCCUCUCCAUCGACGCGUUCGUCCCCCCUCCCCCCCUCCGCCCCCUCCUCGUCUCCUCCUCCAAGGACCACACCGUCCGAGUCUGGGGGGAGGAGGAAGAGGGGUCGGACGGUCGGAGUUCAGAGUUCAUCUGCAAGGGGGUGGGGUCUGGACACACUGAAGCAGUGGGCGCUGUGGCAUUUGGAAGGAUGAGUGGGUCAUUCGUAGUGAGUGGAAGUCAGGACUGCACCAUCAAACUGUGGAGUCUGAAACCCCUCUCCAAAUGGAACAAGGGAGAGCAACCGGUGAAACUGCCCACCAAGUACACUCAACUGGCCCACGACAAGGAUAUCAAUGCAAUGGACGUGUCGCCAAAUGACAAGCUCAUGGUCACUGGAUCACAAGACAAAACAGCUAAGUUGUGGAACGUGAGUGAUGGAGGACUGGUGGGUGUCCUGAGAGGUCACAGAAGAGGCAUUUGGAGUGUCCAGUUCUCCCCCGUGGACCAGUGUGUCCUAACAGCAUCAGCUGACACAACUCUAAAGCUAUGGGCAGUCAAUGACUGCAGCUGCAUCAAGACUUUUGAGGGUCACACCAUGUCCGUUCUCAAGGCUGUCUUCAUCACCAGAGGCAUGCAGAUUGCUUCAAGGUCUCCAGUGUACACAAUACAUGACAUUAUAGUGCAUAGUUUGGAGGUUUAUAAGUCAAACAGAGAACACAGUGUGCCAAGUAGUAUAUAUACCUUCAGUAGAUGACAGGCAGCAUAGUUGGACAUUUAACCCUCUUGGGGCAUACUUGGGAAGGUGGGCAUUAAAAGUUUACGAGCAACUCAUAAUCGAUUGUGCUGUUUACGUGAUGGGUGCAGUGGUAGCGAUGGUCUUGUGAAGAUCUGGAACGUCAGGACAAAUGAAUGUGUGACAACACUCGACCAGCACACUGAGAAGGUGUGGUCCAUAGCCAGUAGUGAGGAUGGGAACUGGCUGGCGUCUGGUGGAGCCGAUUCUCUCAUCUGUCUCUGGAAGGAUGUGACAGAGAAGGUUGUGGCUGAAGAACAAGAGGCCAGAGACAGACAGAUACUCCAGGAGCAGGAGUUGUCCAACUAUCUGCAGCAGAGAGAUUUCGUCCAGGCAGUGGGUGUGGCCAUCAAUCUGGACCAGCCAUUCAGAGUCUACACCAUCCUAUCAGAGGUGCUGGAUGAUGGAGGAGAAGAUGGGGUUUUCAAAGACACACUUUCUGCUCUUAGACCUGACCAAAUAAACUCGGUGUUGAGGUACCUGACCAAGUGGAACAUGAAUGCCAAGUACAGCAAAGUAGCACAGACAGUUCUGUCUUACAUUCUGAGGACCCACACCCUGGAGCAGCUGAUGUCGUACGGUGAUCUCCAUUCCAUUCUGGAGGGCCUCAUUCCAUACACUGAGAGACAUUUCCAGAGACUCAGUCGACUCCUGCAAUUGUCCAUGUUUGUGGACUACACGUGGCAGUGUAUGAAGCUGCCCGACCAGCCGUCUGCUGUAUCUACCACCACCUCCACAGCCCUGGGUGCAGGCCUGUCAAAGGAGCCCGGAAAGACCAGCACUGAAGAGAGUUUCUUUGGUGGUGCAGUCAGUGAUGUCACAGUUGCUGCGGCUGACAGCACAACACUGGAUGAAGGAGAUCUGUUUGUUGAGGAUCGCGCCCCUGACACAGAACUCCAUUUGGAGCACACCACAGACAGCGCCGGAUGUGAAAAGAGUGAAAGUGAAGAGGUGACUGAUACUGAGGACAGCAGUGGCAUUGAGGACUCCAGUGUUUGCCACCAGGGAGGAGAGGAACAAAGUGACAUACAGAGUGGUUCAGAUACCAUUGUGGUGGGUGAAGGGAAGAGAGAGGUGGGGGAAUCGAAGAGAGGCCGGAUAAAGCAAAAGGUGAAGAGGCAGCAGUUUGCCAAGAGAGGGAAGGAAAAGGAGGUGGGAGAGGAGGAGGAGGAGGAAGUAGAGGAAGAGGGAUUGUCAAGAUGUAGAAUCAGUCGAAGGGGGAGACUGCUGCAGAGAAGGUCUCUACAGAGGAAGAUGAAGUUAUCAGGCAGUAGAAAACACAGAACAUUGAUCCAUACAUAACUUGCUUAUUUUAGGAGUAUGUUUUGUCGGUCAAGAAAGAAGAAAGUUGCAGAGAAAUUGGUACUAUACAUAGCAGUGUAGACGAGUCGCUGUAAAACUGGGGUUGUCUCAUUAAGAGUGUCCGAGAGCAUACCACCAGCUGCCAUGAAACACAGGUAAAAGUUCAGCGACGAUCUGAAUGGUGCAGACGCCAGACAGGCAGCUUUGAAACCAGCUGGCAGGG
Messenger RNA from Geodia barretti, 3639 nucleotides. The record is from the annotation of a GenBank genome assembly. NCBI's taxonomy places the organism in Eukaryota, Metazoa, Porifera, Demospongiae, Tetractinellida, Geodiidae.